Molecule: messenger RNA, 15090 nt
Organism: Apis laboriosa (Himalayan honeybee)
Lineage: Eukaryota; Metazoa; Arthropoda; Insecta; Hymenoptera; Apidae
Product: mucin-17-like
Exons: 9
Coding region: 1-15090 (5029 amino acids)
Source: RefSeq, a predicted model, not a curated record
AUGGUAAUAGCAGCAGAUAACGCUUGUGCAACUGUCGACAAAAUUGAUAAUCACUCUAUUUAUUAUAACAAUAGCACUAAAAUGGAUAAUAUUUCUAAUGUUAAUUUUUAUACUACGGAAACAGUGAAAGUAUUGCAAGAAAUUAUUUUAACAAAUAACAAGCAAGGAGAUAUAUAUGAAGCCGAAUGCACUGAUUUGUCGGCGAUCCUUAAACAAUGGCGGAAAAAAACAAUAUUAAAGAAUAACAGUAAUACAGUGGAAGAAAAUUUCAAUCGGAUGUCUAAAAAAAAUUUAGGUUUAGUAAAUAUAGAAGAGGCACGGUACAAAUCGAAGUCUGUUCCUAUGAGAAAUCAUGAAGUCAGUUAUCCUUAUCCUUUCACAGAUUAUAUUCAUCCACGUUUUUGCGCCGAUUUUUCAUCUAUAAGUACUUAUAGCAAGCCGCAUCAUCGAUUAGUCAGAAAUCUGAAAUCAAUUACAGUUAAUUAUGAAUCGCAUUUAAGAAGAAAAAAAAGUACUAGAAUCAAAAGAGAUAUAGAUGAAAUAACACCAGAUUUUAAGAAAGAACUUACUGCGUAUCAAGAAGUGAUAAAAUUAGUAACAGAACCAUAUAUUGAAUCACAGUUAACAUAUAAUACUGAACAUCAAAAUGAAAUAGAUAUAUUACAGACAACAUUAAGUUGGCAAGAAGAACAAAUAGAUAUUGCAACACCUACAACAACUGUAGAAACAUAUAGAUUCCGUACACCAGAAAGAAUGCAUAUAAAAAUACCAAUACCAUUCUGGACUGAGACAGAAAGUACAGUCGAAACCACAACAACUACGGUAUAUACUACAACCACUACUGAACUUACUACAAUAAAAGAAACAAUUAUAACAACAACAACAUCACGAGAAACAACAAUAACGGAAACAACAACUAUCACAACGCCAGAAACUACAACAGAAACAACAAAAAUAAUUACAACUACGGUGGCUCCUACCACAACUGAAGAAACGACUAUAAAAACAACAACAUCACCAGAAACAACCAUCACCACAACAUCUGUGACAGAAACUACAACGAAAAGUCCAACUCCGCCAACCACUACAACUACUGUAGUUCCUACUACAACUGAAGAAACAACUGUAACUACAACAACGUCGCCAGAAACAACAAUUACACCAACAACUACUUCAACAUUUCUACCAGAAACUACAACGGAAAGUACAACUCCGCCAACCACUACAAUUACUACAGCUCCUACAACAACUGAGGAAACGACUCAAACGACGACAACAUCUCCAGAAACAACUACAACAACAAUUACUACCACAACACCUAUGCCAGAAACUACAACAAAAAGUCCCACUCCGCCAACCACUACGACAACUGUAGUUCCUACCACAACUGAAGAAACAACUGUAACUACGACAACGUCGCCAGAAACUACAACUACACCAAGAACUACUACCACAACAUCUAUGCCAGAAACUACAACGGAAAGCACAACUCCGCUAACAACUACAACUACAGUAGUUCCCACCACAACUGAAGAAACGACUGUAACCACAACAACAUCGCCAGAAACAACUACAACAACGACUAUUACAACAACAUCUAUGACAGAAACUACAACAGAAAGUCCAACUCCACCGACCACUACAACUACCAAAGUUCCUACCACAACUGAAGAAACAACUGUAACUACGACAACAUCGCCUGAAACAACAACUACACCAACAACUAUUACUACAACUACAGCAAAAAUUACUACUACAACACCUACGCCAGAAACUACAACGGAAAGUACAACUCUGCCAACCACUACGACUAGUAUAGCUCCUACUACAACUACAGAAACAAUUAUAACCACGACAACGACACCAGAAACCACAACUACACUAACAAUCACUACCACAACACCUCUACCAGAAACUACAAUAAAAAGUCCAACUCCGCCAACCACUACAACGACUGUAGUUCCUACCACAACUGAAGAAACAACUGUAACUACGACAACGUCGCCAGAAACUACAACUACAUCAAGAACUACUACCACAACACCUGUGCCAGAAACUACAACGGAAAGCACAACUCCGCCAACAACUACAACUACUGUCAUUCCUACCACAACUGAGAAAACAACUGUAAUUACAACAACGUCGCCAGAAACAACGACAAUUACCACAACAUCUUUGACAGAAACAACAACAGAAAGUCCAACUCCGUCACCCACUACAACUACUAAAGUUCCUACCACAACUGAAGAAACAACUGCAACCACGACAACGUCGCCAGAAACAACAACUACACUAACAACUAUUACUACAACUACAUUAACAAUCAUUACCACAACACCUGUACAGGAAACUACAACGGAAACCACAACUCCACCAACAACUACAACUACUGUAGUUACUACUACAACCGAAGAAACAACUAUAACCACGACAACAUCGCCUGAAACAACAACUAUACCAACAACUACUACCACAACACCUAUGCCAGAAACUACAACGGAAAGUCCAACUCCACCAACCACUACCACUACUGUAGUUACUACUACAACUGAAGAAACAACUGCAACCACGACAACAUCGCCGGAAACAACAACUACACCAACAACUAUUACUACAACACCUACGCCAGAAACUACAACGGAAAGUACAACACCGCCAACCACUACAACUACUGUAGCUCCUACUACAACGGAAGAAACGAUUGCAACCACGACAACAUCGCCAGAAACAACUACAACAACCAUUACUACCACAACAUCUACGCCAGAAACUACAACCGAAAGUCCAACUCUGCCAACCACUACAACUACUGUCGUUCCUACUACAACUGAAGAAACAACAUUAACCACGACAACAUCGCCGGAAACAACUACAACAACGACUAUUACCCCAACACCUGUGCCAGCAACUACAACGGAAAGUCCAACUCCGCCAACCACUACAACUACUGUAGUUCCAACUACAACCGAAGAAACAAUUAUAACCACGACAACGUCUCCUGAAACAACAACUAUACCAACAACUACUACCACAACACCUAUGCCAGAAACUACAACGGAAAGUCCAACUCCACCAACCACAACCACUACUGUAGUUACUACUACAACUGAAGAAACAACUGCAACCACGACAACAUCGCCAGAAACUACAACUACAGCAACUACUAUCACUACAACACCUAUACCAGAAACUACAACAGAAAGUACAACACCGCUGACUACUACAACUACUAUAGUUCCUACUACAACCGAAGAAACAACUGUAACUACGACGACGUCGCCAGAAACUACAACUACACCAACAACUAUUACAACAACACCUACGCCAGAAACUACAACGGAAAGUACAACACCGCCAACUACUACAACUACUGUAGCUCCUACUACAACUGAAGAAACUAUUGCAACCACGACAACAUCACCAGAAACAACUACAACAACAAUUACUACCACAACAUCUACGCCAGAAACUACAACCGAAAGUCCAACUCUGCCAACCACUACAACUACUGUCGUUCCUACUGAAGAAACAACAUUAACCACGACAACAUCGCCGGAAACAACUACAACAACGACUAUUACCCCAACACCUGUGCCAACAACUACAACGGAAAGUCCAACUGCGCCAACCACUACAACUACUGUAGUUCCAACUACAACCGAAGAAACAACUAUAACCACGACAACAUCGCCUGAAACAACUACUAUACCAACAACUACUACUACAACACCUAUGCCAGAAACUACAACGGAAAGUGCAACUCCACCAACCACUACCACUACUGUAGUUACUACUGCAACUGAAGAAACAACUGCAACCACGACAACAUCGCCGGAAACUACAACUACUGCAACUACUAUUACUACAACACCUAUACCAGAAACUACAACAGAAAGUACAACACCGCCGACUACUACAACUACUGUAAUUCCUACUACAACCGCCGAAACAACUGUAACUACGACGACGUCGCCAGAAAGUACAACUACACCAACAACUAUCACUACAACACCUACGCCAGAAACUACAACGGAAAGUACAACUUUGACAACCACUACAACUACUAUAGCUCCUACUACAACUGAAAAAACAACGGUAACUACAACAACAUCGCUAGAAACAACUACGACAACAAUUACUACCACAACAUCUACGCCAGAAACUACAACCGAAAGUCCAAUUCUGCCAACCACUACAACUACAGUAAUUCCUACUACAACUGAAGAAACAACUUUAACCACGACAACAUCGCCGGAAACAACUACAACAACGACUAUUAUCCCAACACCUGUGCCAACAACUACAACGGAAAGCCCAACUCCGCCAACCACUACAACUACUAUGAUUCCAACUACAACCGAAGAAACAACUAUAACCACGACAACAUCGCCUGAAACAACUACACCAACAACUACUAUCACAACACCUAUGCCAGAAACUACAACGGAAAGUCCGACACCGCCGACCACUACGACUGAGGUUACUCCUACUACAACUGAAGAAACAACUGUAACCACGACAACAUCGCCGGAAACUACAACUACUGCAACAACUAUUAUUACAACACCUGUACCAGAAACUACAACGGAAAGUACAACACCGGCAACUACUACAACUACUGUAGUUCCUACUACAACCGAAGAAACAACUGUAACUACGACAACAUCGCCAGAAACAACUACAACAACAAUUACUACAACAACAACUACGCCAGAAACUACAACGGAAAGUACAACUCUGCCAACCACUACAACUACUGUCGUUCCUACUACAACUGAAGAAACAACAUUAACCACGAUAACUACGCCUGAAACAACUACACCAACGACUAUUACCACAACAUUUAUACCAGAAAUUACAACCGAAAGUCCAACUCUGCCAACCACUACAACUACUGUAGUUCCAACUACAACCGAAGAAACAACUAUAACCACGACAACAUUACCUGAAACAACAACUAUACCAACAAUUACUACUACAACACCUAUGCCAGAAACUACAACGGAAAGUCCAACUCCACCAACCACUACCACUACUGUAGUUACUACUACAACUGAAGAAACAACUGCAACCACAGCAACAUCGCCUGAAACUACAACUACUGCAUCUACUAUUACUACAACACCUAUACCAGAAACAACAACAGAAAGUACAACACCGCCGACUACUACAACUACUGUUGUUCCUACUACAACCAGAGAAACAACUGCAACUACGACGACGUCGCCAGAAACUACAACUACACAAACAACUAUUACUACAACACCUACGCCAGAAACUACAACGGAAAGUACAACACCGCCAACUACUACAACUACUGUAGCUCCUACUACAACUGAAGAAACGAUUGCAACCACGACAACAUCGCCAGAAACAACUACAACAACAAUUACUACCACAACAUCUACGCCAGAAACUACAACCGAAAGUCCAACUCUGCCAACUACUACAACUACUGUCGUUCCUACUACAACUGAAGAAACAACAUUAACCACGAUAACAUCGCCGGAAACAACUACAACAACGUAUAUUACCCCAACACCUGUGCCAGCAACUACAACGGAAGUUCCAACUCCGCCAACCACUACAACUACUGUAGUUCCAACUACAACCGAAGAAACAACUAUAACCACGACAACGUCGCCUGAAACAACAACUAUACCAACAACUACUACCACAACACCUAUGCCAGAAACUACAACGGAAAGUCCAACUCCACCAACCACUAACACUACUGUAGUUAUUACUACAACUGAAGAAACAACUGCAACCACGACAACAUCGCCGGAAACAACAACAAUACCAACAACCAUUACCACAACACCUAUGCCAGAAACUACAACGGAAAGUCCAACUCCGCCGACCACUACGACUGAGGUUACUCCUACUACAAUUGAAGAAACAAUUUUCACUACGACAACAUCGCCGGAAACAACAACCACACCAACAACUAUUACCACAACAGCUACGCCAGAAACUACAACGGAAAGUCCAACUCCGCCAACCACUACAACUACUAUAGUUCCUACUACGACUGAAGAAACAACUGUAACCACGACAACAUUGCCGGAAACAACUACACCAACAACUGUUACUAUAACACUUAUACCAGAAACUACAACAGAAAGUCCAACUCUAUUACCUACAACAACUGAAAUUACUUCUACCACAACUGAAGAAACAACUACAAUUACGACAACAUCGCCGGAAACAACAAUUACACCAACAACUAUUACUACAACACCUACGCCAGAAACUACAACGGAAAGUCCAACUCUAUCAACUACAUCAACUGAAGUUACUCCUACCACAACUGAAGAAACAACUGCAACUACGACAACAUCGCCGGAAACAACAAUUACACCAACAACUACUACCACAAUACUUACGCCAGAAACUACAACGAAAAGUCCAACUCCGCCGACCACUACGACUGAGGUUACUCCUACUACAACUGAAGAAACAACUCUAACGACGAGAACAUUGCCGGAAACUACAACUACACCAACGACUAUUACUACAAUAUUUAUACCAGAAAUUAUAACGGAAAGUCCAACUCUGCCAAUUACUACAACUACUGUAAUUCCUACCACAACUGAAGAAACAACUGCGACCAUGACAACAACGCCAGAAACAACAACAGCAUCAAUAAUUACUACCACAACACCUACGCCAGAAACUACGGCGGAAACUUUAACUCCGCCAACCACUACAACUACUGUAGUUCCUACUACAACUGAAGAAACAACUGUAACCAUGACAACAUCGCCGGAAACAACUACACCAACGACUAUUACUACAAUAUUUAUACCAGAAAUUACAACCGUAAGUCCAACUCUGCCAACCACUACAACUACUGUAGUUCCUACUACAACCGAAGAAACAACUGUAACCACGACAACAUCGCCUGAAACAACAAUUACACCAACAACCAUUAUCACAACACUUACGCCAGAAACUACGACGGAAAUUUUAACUCCGCCAACCACUACAACUACUGUAAUUCCUACUACAACUGAAGAAACAACUGUAACUACGUCAACAUCGCCGGAAACAACUACACCAACAACUAUUACUACAAUAUUUUUACCAGAAACUACAACGGAAAGUCCAACUCCGCCAACCACUACAACUGCUGUAGUUCCUACUACAACUGAAGAAACAACUGUAACUACAAUGUCGCCAGAAACUACAACAGAAAGUCCAACUCUACCACCUACAACAACUGAGGUUGUUCCUACCACAACUGAAGAAACAACUGUAACCACAACAACGUCACCAAAAACAACAACUGCACUAACUACUAUUACUACAACACCUUUUCCAGAAACUACAACGGAAAUCACAACUGCGCCACUCACUACAACUCCUGCAAUUCGUACCACCACUGAAGAAACCACUGCAACUACGACUACGUCGCCAGAAACAACAACUACACGAACUACAAUGACCGCAACUCCUGUGCCGGAAACUACCACGGAACGUCCAACUCUGCCACCCACUACAACAACGGUGACCCCUACUACGAUUAAAGAAGUUACCAUAACUACAACAACAUCGCCGGAAACAACAACUAAACCAAUGACUACUACUACAACGUCUGUGACAGAGACUACAACCGAAAGUACAAUUGCGCCAACAACUACACCUACUGAAGUUCCUACUACCACUGAAGAAACUACUGCAACUACGACAACGACCUCAGAAACAAUAACUACAGCAACAACUAUUACCACAACACCGGUAACAGAAACUACGGAAAGUCCAACUGUGUCUCCCACCACAACUGAGGUUACCCCUACUACCACUGAAGAAACUACUGCAACCACAACGUCGCUAGAAACAAUUACUCCAACGACUAUUACCACAACAACUGUGCCAGAAAUUACAACUACUGAGAUAACUACGGCUGUAAUUCCACCAACAACCAUUGAAAUAGUUAUUCUCGAAACGUUACCUUUUACCACUACAGUAAUUACACCAAAAAUAGAGAUUACGACUACAACUACGGAAACACCUUCCGUUACUACUUUAACAACAGAAACUACAACAGUGACCACACUCUUAACUACUGUAACAACGGAAAAAAUAACAGAAACGACGGAAAUAACUCCCACUACCACGACUACAGUAACUACACCAAUAAUAGUUGUUAAUACAACUACGGAAACGCCUUUCAUUAUUACGUUAACAAUAGAAACCACAACUGAGACUACAAUUCUCACGACAGUGACCACUCCAGUUACUACUAUAACAACGGAAACAACUCCUAUUACUCCCACUACAGUAAUUACACCACUAAUAGAGGUUACAACUACCACUACAGAAACACCGUUCAUUAUUAUUUUAACAACGGAAACCACAACUGAAACUGUUACAACAGUGACUACUCCUAUAACUACUGUAACAACGGAAAAAACAACAGAAACGAUGGAAAUAACUCCCACUACCACGACUACAGUGACUACACCAAUAAUAGAAGUUAACACCACUACGGAAACGCCUUUCAUUAUUACGUUAACAACAGAAACCACAACUGAGACUACAAUUCUCACGACAGUGACCACUCCAGUUACUAAUAUAACAACGGAAACAACUCCUAUUACUCCCACUACAGUAAUUACACCAAUAAUAGUGGUUACAACUACCACUACAGAAACACCGUUCAUUAUUAUUUUAACAACGGAAACCACAACUGAAACUGUUACAACAGUGACAACUCCUAUAACUACUAUAACAACAGAAACAACAGAAACGACGGAAAUAACUCCCACUACCACAACUACAGUGACUACACCAAUAAUAGAAGUUAACACCACUACGGAAACGCCUUUCAUUAUUACGUUAACAACAGAAACCACAACUGAGACUACAAUUCUCACGACAGUGACCACUCCAGUUACUACUAUAACAACGGAAACAACUCCUAUUACUCCUACUACAGUAAUUACACCAACAAUAGAGGUUAUAACUACCACUACAGAAACACCGUUCGUUAUUACUUUAACAACGGAAACCAUAACUGAAACUGUUACAACAACAGUGACUACUCCUAUAACUACUGUAACAACAGAAACAACAGAAACGACGGAAAUAACUCCCACUACCACGACUACAGUAACUACACCAAUAAUAGAAGUUAUUAACACAACUACGGAGACGCCUUUCAUUACUACGUUAACAACAGAAACGAUGACUGAGACUACAAUUUUCACAACUAUUACUACUCCAAUAAUCACAGUAACAACUGAAACAACGGAAACCACUGAAACAACGGAAACAAUUCCUAUUACUACUACUAUAAUAACAACACCAAUAAUAGAAAUUAUAAACACGACUACGGAAACACCUUUUAUCACUACCAUAACAACAGAAACUACAACUGAGACUACAAUUUUCACGACUGUUACUACUCCAAUAACCACUGUAAUAACUGUAACAACAGAAACUACGGAAACGACAGAAACAAUUCCUACAACUACUCCUACAAUUACUACACCAAUAGUAGAAAUUAUAAACACGACGACAGAAACACCUUUUAUCACUACCAUAACAACAGAAACUACAACUGAGACUACAAUUUUCACGACUGUUACUACUCUAAUAACCACUAUAACAACUGAAACAACGGAAACCACGGAAACGACAGAAACAAUUCCUAUUACUACUCCUACAAUUACUACACCAAUAGUAGAAAUUAUAAACACGACGACAGAAACACCUUUUAUCACUACCAUAACAACAGAAACUACAACUGAGACUACAAUUUUCACGACUGUUACUACUCCAAUAACCACUGUAACAACUGAAACCACGGAAACAACAGAAACCACGGAAACGACAGAAACCACGGAAACGACGGAAACCACGGAAACGACGGAAACCACGGAAACGACGGAAACCACGGAAACGACGGAAACCACGGAAACGACGGAAACCACGGAAACGACGGAAACCACGGAAACGACGGAAACCACGGAAACGACGGAAACCACGGAAACGACGGAAACCACGGAAACGACGGAAACCACGGAAACGACGGAAACCACGGAAACGACGGAAACCACGGAAACGACGGAAACCACGGAAACGACGGAAACCACGGAAACGACGGAAACCACGGAAACGACGGAAACCACGGAAACGACGGAAACCACGGAAACGACGGAAACCACGGAAACGACGGAAACCACGGAAACGACGGAAACCACGGAAACGACAGAAACAAUUCCUACUACUACUCCUACAAUUACUACACCAAUAAUAGAAAUUAUAAACACGACGACGGAAACACCUUUUAUCACUACUAUAACAACAGAAACUAUAACUGAGACUACAAUUUUCACGACUGUUACUACUCCAAUAACCACUGUAACAACUGUAACAACAGAAACUACGGAAACGACAGAAACAAUUCCUAUUACUAUUCCUACAAUUACUACACCAAUAAUAGAAAUUAUAAACACGACGACGGAAACACCUUUUAUCACUACUUUAACAACAGAAACCACGACAAUUAUAACUCCUAUAAUAACUGCAAUAAUUGAAAUAACUCCCAUUACGACUACUUUAAUAACUACACCAAUAAUAGAAAUUAUAAAUACUACUACGGAAACAGCUUUUAUUACUACAGGAACUACAAUUGAAACUACACCAUUUAUUAUUUCUCCAAUUGUAACAACUGAAACAAUGCCAAUUAUCGUAACUGAAAUAACGGAAACUACUUUCCAUAUUAUCGAAAUCGUGAAUAUAACAAUAGAAACACCAAUUAUCACAACAGAAAUAAUUGAGAUUACAACGUAUCCAGUUGUUACAACAACUCCAUUUAUUGUGACAACCGAAACAACUUUUUUUGUCAUCAUGGAAAUUACCACUCCUCCUAUUGAAGUUAUAAAUGUGACUACCGAAUGGCCAUUGAUUACUACUAUAGAGAUCAUUACUGAGUCUAUAAUUGUAACAACAGAAAUUACUGAAACAACUUUUUCUGUCAUCAUGGAAAUUACUACACCUAUUAUUGAAAUUAUAAAUAUAACUGCUGAAACGACAGAAACUAUUACUACUGAAACUACAUUCCAUAUUAUUGAAGUUACAAAUAUAACCAUAGAAACUCCAUUUAUCACGACAGAGACAACGGAGACUACAACGAAGUAUCCAAUUGUUACGACAGAAACUACUCCAUUUAUUGUGACAACCGAAACAACUUUUUCUGUCAUCAUGGAAAUUACUACACCUAUUAUUGAAAUCAUAAAUAUAACUGCUGAAACGACAGAAACUAUUACUACUGAAACUACAUUCCAUAUUAUUGAAGUUACAAAUAUAACCAUAAAAACUCCAUUUAUCACGACAGAGACAACGGAGACUACAACGAAGUAUCCAAUUGUUACGACAGAAACUACUCCAUUUAUUGUGACAACCGAAACAACUUUUUCUGUCAUCAUGGAAAUUACUACACCUAUUAUUGAAGUUAUAAAUAUAACUACUGAAACGACAGAAACUAUUACUACUGAAACUACAGAGACCACUGAAUCUGUAAUUAUAACAACUAAAACAACGGAAACUACAUUCCACGUUAUUGAAGUUACGAAUAUAACCACAGAAACUCCAUUUAUUACGACAGAAACAACGGAGACUACAACGAAAUAUCCAAUUGUUACGACAGAAACUAUUCCAUUUAUUGUGAUAAAUGAAACAACAGAAACUACAUUACAUAUUAUUGAAGUUACGAAUAUAACUAUAGAAACUCCAUUUAUUACGACAGAAACAAUAAAGACUACAACAAAGUAUCCAAUUGUUACGAUAGAAAUUACUCCAUUUAUUGUGACAACUGAAACAACUACAUUACAUAUUAUUGAAGUUACGAAUAUAACUAUAGAAACUCCAACACCUACAGAAACGCCAGAGACUACAAUUGAAUAUCCAACAGUUCUCAUAACAACUGAAACAACUUCUUCUGUUUUAGUAGAAAUUACCACACCUAUCAUAGAACUUAUAAAUGUGACUACCAUAACUCCAUACAUUACUACUGAAACCAUAGAAACCACUACUGAAUUAAUAGUUACUACUGUAGAAUAUCCUAUUAUAAUUACUACAUCAACGAUAAUGCCUUGGGAAAUUACCACUCCCUAUCCUGUAAUCGAAACAGUUACCACAACUGUCACUCCAGAAACCACAACUGAAAUAACUGAAGUAACGGAAUAUGAAGAAUAUGAAGAAUAUGAAGAGGAAGAAACAGUCAGUCCAGAUUGGGAAGAAUAUGUGGAAAAAACAACAGAGACUACAACAAAAUAUCCAAUUGUUACGAUAGAAACUACUCCAUCUAUUGUAACAACUGAAACAACAGAGAUUACAACGAAAUAUCCUGUUGUUACUAUAGAAACUACUGAAUCUAUAAUCACGACACCGACACCACCAAUCGAGACUACUACGAAAGAAGUUAUUAAAGUAGAAGUAACAAUACCUAAAAUAGAUGUUAACAUAACUACUCCUUUCAUACCGAUUCCUGAAAUAGUUUCUACUUCACCAUUAUUUACAACAUUUACAUAUACUUUAGCACCUACUUUGGAAUUUACUACGGAAUCUUUGCCCUUCGAAUAUGAAGAUAAUAUUACUGAUAUAACUUUUACUCCUUUUAUACCUCCACCUACCACAAAACCAAUUAUAAUUACUCCUUUAAUUAUAACUCCGAUUAUAACAUUAACUACUCCGACUAUAACAUUAACUACUCCGAUUAUAACGUUAACUACUCCGACUAUAAUGUUAGUUACUCCAAUUAUAACGUUAACUACUCCGAAUAUAACAUUAACUACUCCGACUAUAACGUUAACUACUCCGACUAUAACGUUAACUACUCCGAUUAUAACAUUAACUACUCCGACUAUAACGUUAACUACUCCGACUAUAACGUUAACUACUCCGAUUAUAACGUUAACUACUUCGACUAUAAUUACUCCAGAGAAAAUCAUUCCCAAAAUCACUCCCGUACCAACUGUAGUCGAAUUUACACCCAUCACAGAUGACAGUCAAAAACAAAAAAUGAUGAAGGCUUAUGUUGCCACUAAAGCAAUAGAAGCUUUACAUGAAAUAACACAAACGACUAUCGGUGAGCAUGCGAUAGAUAUUGAUACGACGAGACCCAAAAUGAAAAUGAUUACUCUUUCUCCCUUUUUGACGACCGAUGCAUUUGAGAAAAGACUUAGAAUGUUAGAGAUAGAGUUUUGGGAGAGAGAAAAAUGGAUAAAGGAGCUAGAGAGGAGAUUACUGGAAAGAGAAAAGAGAUUCAAGAAAGAUCAGGAAGAUUUUGAAAAAUUAGUGAGAGAAACUUCUGAACCAACAGAAACAAUACGAGAUUGUUGUUUGCGUACGACGCCACUUUUCUCGCCACUUCCACCUACGGAAAGAACAACGAUUGAUAUUCGAGAACCAACUAUUACACCUAUAAAAGACAUUACUAUAAGAACUACUAUCACCGAGGAAGAGAAAGAAAUAGAGAAAGAAACAGUGACCAAAGAAACAAUGACUGAAGAAACAGUAGAAAGAUUGACGCCGAAAAGAUUUGUGACAACGAAGAAGUGUGUAACCGUUUUAAGAUCAAAAGUUGUUGGUAAAGACAUGGUGACCGAACGAGUUUGCGUACCAUACAUUUUAAGUAAGGAAGAAGAGGGGAAAACGAAAAUUGCCACAUUGCAUCUUGAAGAACACGAAUGGACAGAAGGCCCAUUUGUAACGGAUUAUAUGACACCGCAGACGGAAACUGAGGAAUACGAGAAUGAAAAUAAAGAAUCGGUCGAACAGAAUCGAAUUAAGCGAAAUAUUGGCAUUGAAAAUGCUGUUUGCCCCAAUUAUCAACUAUACAAUUUUACCAAUUGUUAUAAGAUGACGACGAGACGAAUACGAUACAUUCGAAGUAAGAAAGAUGGAAACACAAAAAUUGUCGUAUUGCAUCUUGAAGAGCACGAAUGGACCGAAGGUCCAUUUACAACAAAUUAUAUGACACCGCAGACAGAAAUCGAAGAAGUUGAUCGUGAAGAAAUGAUGGAGCGCGAAAGAUUUAAGCCAGAUAUAGACGAGAAAAAAACUGUUUGUUCAGAUUAUCCAUUGUACAAAAUUACUGACGAUAAGAUGAAGACAACCCAAACACCAACUAAAGACGAAGAAGAAAAAACAAAACUUUUUGCAUUGCGUCUUAAGGAGCAUGAGUGGAUGGAAGGUCCGUUUACAACGGAUUAUGUGACACCGCAGACGGAGAUCGAGGAGAACAAGAAUGAAAAUAAAAAAUCGAUCGAGCGGAAUCGAUUUAAGCGAAACAUUAAUGAAGAAAAUGCUUCGACAAAGAGUUUAACGAUCACUGAAACAUCGAGAAUCAAAUCUACGGAAAAAAUGAAUUGGAAAAUUGGUAAUAAUAGGUAUAAAGUUCGAUCGAUGUUGCAAAUUAUUGAAGAUGAAGAAGUAGAAAAUGAUGAUGAGACAAUAAUGAAACAAAAUGAAUGGAAUAAUAGAAUUUAUGAUUAUGAGAAUCAAGUUGAAAGAAAUCUAAGGCAAGAAGAGGAAGAAGAAGGAGAAGAAGAAUAUAAAGAAGAAGAAGAACAAGAACAAGAAUAUAAAGAAGAGGAAGAAGAAGAAGAAGAAAAAGAAGAAGAAGAAGAAUAUAAAGAAGAUUAUGAACCUGAGGAUAAAGAGGAUGAAGAAAUAGAAGAAACUACGGCACCAAAAGAAGAAGUAAUUGAAACACCAAUGAUAUAUACACCAGAGGAAGAAAAACCAAAACCCAAGAAAAUUCACGAAGAUGAAGAAGAAGAAGAAACAACUGAAGAAGAAAAAACCAGACAACCACCUGGACCAGAAUGGCCAACAGAACCUUUAACCAAUUACCAUGUGGGUGGUACUAGGACUUGGACGUUAGAAUAUCCAGAAGAGAAGCCACGCAAGCCAGAAGAUGAAGAAGAAGAGGAUUUUAAAAGGGUCGGCAAACGGCCGGAAAAAACAACUUGUUACUAUGUUGUUCUUACUAAAGAUAAGAAAAGACGUGAAAAGGAAAAUAGUACUUUAUUAACCCUUACAUUUAAUUCACAUGAUAAAACGCCAACAGCUUAA